AUGUUGUUAUCCAAUGGUGUGGUAUCAUUCCAGAGUUUCAAACAAGAGCUUGGUGUUAUCAUUUUGGAUUCGAUCUACAUCCUGUCCAAUGCCAUUGUAAGAGUGGAAGCGGGAUCAAUUGUUGGAAUAGGACGUAUUGGAAACACAUUGAAUAACUCUGGUACACUUGGAGAAUCAUAUCAAUUCACCAAGAUUGACAUUGAUGGAGAUUGUCACCAACUACCAACAUCUACUCUUCGCAUCAUGAUUGACACUGAUGAUCAAUCGCUUGUGAAUGUGAGUGGCGAUGUAUAUCUUGAUGGCGCUCUGUCGAUUCGAUUGGGCUUGGGUGUGCCAGUGGGUCAAGAGAUAGUCUUCCUCAAAUAUGAAUCGAUAGUUGGUGACUUCCAAUCAGUGGACAUUCGUACAUUUGAUGAACUUGGUGAUGACAUGGAUGAAUCAACGUGCCAAUAUCAACUGAACAGAGGUGAGAAGUCAUACUCAAUACUCGUAACACAGUGUACUAGUCAAGUUGGAGCUGAUGGUGGUGGUGGUGGUGGUCAUGGUGGUCCAAGUAUGAUAAUAGUUCCAACUAAUGUUGUCAUUGGAUCAGUUGUUGGCGUUGCAUUCAUUGUACUAGGUGCUGGAACCAUCAUCUACUUCCGUCACAAGAUUCAACGUAACCUCAAGUACUACAUGGAACAGAGAAGAGCAUCAUCCUCCAAGCAUAUCGCAUUCACCUAA
Acytostelium subglobosum LB1 is the source of this 723-nucleotide messenger RNA. RefSeq lists its product as hypothetical. The coding region runs from base 1 to 723 and encodes 240 amino acids. Lineage: Eukaryota; Evosea; Eumycetozoa; Acytosteliales; Acytosteliaceae. The transcript is spliced from 2 exons. The record is from RefSeq and is a predicted model, not a curated record.